ACUCAGAGAGAUUUGUCUCUCUUCCAAAUCCAUGCUAUAUAUAAGAGGCGCUUUCUGCCUAUAACUUCGAUGAACAACCACUCUUCCCUUCUAAUUCCAUUCCUAUAACCACCUUCAGAUCCAUUUAUUCUCUUUCUUUUUUCCUUUUCUUCCUUUCAUUUCCCGCUGUUUUCUGCGGCAUUUGAAAUUUCCGGGAAAACGUUGAUUUCCCUGAUUCAGGUUUCUGCUAACAGCGUCGCAGUGAUUAAUCUGUGUUAUUUGAAUUCGAUUGGUUGGUUGUGGGACUGCUGGAUAUGGCGGAUGAGUCACAGAAUUGGGUGCUGAUGGUGACAGCUCAGACUCCUACCAACAUUGCUGUCAUCAAGUAUUGGGGAAAGAGGGAUGAAACCCUAAUCUUACCCGUUAAUGAUAGUAUCAGUGUUACUCUUGAUCCGAAUCACCUCUGCACCACCACCACCGUUGCUGUGAGCCCCAGCUUCCAGCAAGAUCGCAUGUGGCUCAAUGGCAAGGAGAUUUCUCUUUCUGGGGGCAGGUUCCAGAGCUGUUUAAGGGAGAUCCGCGCUCGUGCUUGUGAUGUUGAGGAUAAGAAAAAGGGUAUUAAGAUCACAAAGGAGGAUUGGGACAAAUUGCACGUACACAUAGCUUCAUACAACAACUUCCCUACUGCAGCUGGACUGGCAUCAUCCGCCGCGGGUUUUGCCUGUCUUGUUUAUGCCCUUGGGAAGCUAAUGAAUGUCAAAGAAGAUGAAAGCCAGCUAUCUGCUAUCGCAAGGCAAGGAUCGGGUAGUGCUUGUCGCAGCUUGUAUGGGGGAUUUGUGAAGUGGAUAAUGGGAAAAGAGGAGAAAGGAAGUGAUAGUCUUGCAGUUCAACUUGCUGAUGAAAAGCAUUGGGAUGAUCUUGUUAUUGUUAUUGCAGUGGUUAGUUCGCGGCAGAAGGAAACUAGUAGCACCACAGGAAUGCGUGAGAGUGUUGAAACAAGUUUGCUUUUACAACAUAGAGCAAAGGAAGUAGUGCCAAAGCGGAUACUGCAAAUGGAAGAAGCCAUUAGAAAUCGUGAUUUUGCAUCUUUUUCACAACUGACCUGUGCAGAUAGCAACCAGUUUCAUGCAGUCUGCCUGGAUACAAGUCCCCCUAUAUUUUACAUGAACGAUACAUCCCAUAGGAUAAUUAGCAUCAUUGAAAAGUGGAAUCUCUCGGAAGAAGCUCCCCAGGUAGCUUACACAUUUGAUGCGGGGCCAAAUGCUGUUCUAAUUGCACGUAAUAGGAAAGCUGCUGCCCUUUUGAUUCAGAGGCUGCUUUACUACUUCCCUCCAAAUUCAGAUGACCUCAGCAGUUACAUUAUUGGCGACAAGUCAAUUGCCGAAGAUGCUGGGAUCAAGGGAGUACAGGAUGUAGAGGCUUUACCACCUCCUCCAGAAAUUAAGGAUAAUAUUCCAUCACAAAAAUACAAGGGGGAUGUCAGUUACUUCAUAUGUACCAGACCUGGAAGGGGACCUGUUUUGCUUUCUGAUGAAAGUCAAGCUCUUCUCAACGGUGAAAAUGGGCUCCCCAAGUAAGUUUAUGGGAAGUAUUCUCAUAGUUGAUGUAUUCUUCAUCAGGUUAAUUAACAGGCUUUAUUAGCCUGAAGUAUUUUGACCAGAUGACCCUUUCAGGGCAGCCUGUGGUACCCAUGGCAGGAUUAUUUGUUUUUUCCUAGUUCGCAGUUUGUGCUUUUAUGUAUCUGUAAUUCUUGUUUUCAAAUCUAGUUAGGCUAUUUUCUUGGAGAAAAAUAAGUUUCGUUCCUUUUCUGUAUUGAGCAAAGGAACUUCAAUUCACUUGAGCUUGCAAGUUAAAUUUGUCAGCUUUUUAUAUGAACAAUUUCCGU
Messenger RNA from Gastrolobium bilobum, 1864 nucleotides. Its product is annotated as diphosphomevalonate decarboxylase 2. The record is from RefSeq and is a predicted model, not a curated record. Gene Ontology annotation, molecular function: ATP binding; diphosphomevalonate decarboxylase activity. Lineage: Eukaryota; Viridiplantae; Streptophyta; Magnoliopsida; Fabales; Fabaceae. The transcript has 10 exons. Gene Ontology annotation, cellular component: cytosol. Bases 294 to 1556 code for a protein of 420 amino acids. Gene Ontology annotation, biological process: isopentenyl diphosphate biosynthetic process, mevalonate pathway; isoprenoid biosynthetic process.